This is a messenger RNA of Microdochium trichocladiopsis, 901 nucleotides long. RefSeq lists its product as uncharacterized. Lineage: Eukaryota; Fungi; Ascomycota; Sordariomycetes; Xylariales; Microdochiaceae. Gene Ontology annotation, molecular function: iron ion binding; monooxygenase activity; heme binding. The record is from RefSeq and is a predicted model, not a curated record. Bases 164 to 901 code for a protein of 245 amino acids. The transcript is spliced from 4 exons.
GCUCCACUAACACUCUCAGAGGUCGCCAUGAUGGCAUCCAUCAUUGGCGCCCUGAUUCACAUUGGCUCCUUCAUCCGUGGCGAGCAUCUCGCCCACGGCCCUCGUCACCUCUGGGAGAGUGUGCUUUUUCCCCCUUUAGGAACAUGCUUCCUUGUCAUUCGUCAUGGCCGGUCUCUUGUCCUGGGCACUGCAGCUCGUGGCCACAGCAUCUUUAUCCUUUUUUGCCUCCUUGUUCACGAGCACCCUACUAUACCGCACCUUCUUCCAUCCUCUCCGCCGAUUCAUCGGUCCUAGCGGUGCCAAAUACACACAAUUCUGGCUCGCCGCCCAAUAUGGCGAGUAUGUCCGCGUCAGGCCCAACAUGCUGUCCAUCUCCGAUCCAGACAUGGUCGAGUCUAUCCACGGAACACACACCACCUUUGAGAAGGACGAGUGGUACGACAUUGGCAUAUCAAUGGCGGAGCACGCCCACCGCUGGGGGCACGGCUGGGACAAGGCAGUCGCUCCCAAGCCACUGAGGGCUUACGACUCACGACUGCUCAAAUACUCGGAUAUCUUGGUCGAGCAGCUCUCCCACAGGUCCGGCGAGGUCGUCAAUCUGACAGAAUGGACGAAAUGGUGGUCUUUCGACAGCAUGGGCACUCGCAACAUCUCUCAAACAGGAGACCCUGCCUUCGGCAGGCCCUUUGACACCCUGGAAAAGGCCCAGUCGCACUCCUACCUUGAUACUGUCCACAUGACGGGUCUCGUCGCCGGCGUGCUGGGCAGCCUUCCCAGGCUGCUGCACAUGAGUGUCGCCCUUGUGUCCCUGCCUUUGACCCCGAUUCGCCCGGCUGGUCGACUACGCGCACCAGUGCGUCGAGGAGCGCAGGCAGAAGAAGGAGCCUUCAGAACCAGAUGA